UUUUUUUUGUUUUUUUUUUCCUCCCCUCCUCACUGGCUGGAGAACGUGGCUGCGCGCUGCAGCCAGAAGUGCGCACAGUGUUUGCGGAUUUCUCCUCGUGCAGUGGGGGACGCCGCUUUUCUAGAGCACCACUGGACACCGAAAAGGGGAUAAAAGGAGCCCAGAGGAACGGCUUUUGUUUGCACUUUACGGCACGGUUUUAUUUGUAAGGGGGGCUUUCUCGUCGCGUUAAAAAAAAAAAGCGCGUUUCGGAUGCACGGCUGGAUUUCCAGCAGUCUGCUCAGAUUCAGCACCACUCCGGCUGUGAACAGCUCCCGCGUGACGUUUGUGGAUGGGCUCCGUUUGUCUCCGGGUCUCGUGCAGCUCCUAACUACCGGCGACGAUGGCAUCACCAGGCUUCUGGUCACUCGGUGGGGAUAACACGGGGGCCAACACCGGGAGUCAGAGCCCCAGUACGCCCAGGGCUUGGUGCCAAGCGGCGGCCCAGAAAUUAUCAGGAGGAAUUGGAUCGAAAUUAUGUGCGCUGCUAAAUGUCGGGGAAGUGGAGAAAGCCGCGGAUCCGGCCGCCAAACAGCCGCCGCAGCCCACCGCCGGAACCUGCGGCUGCAACAAAUCCUGCAACUGCACCAAAGCUGAAGUGGGCUUCUCCGACCUCUAUUCAACAGACCUGUUACCCGCCAUGGACGGUGACACCAAAACAAUGACCUUCCUGCAGGAGGUUGUGGAUAUUUUAAUGGCCUACAUCGUGGAGUCUUUCGACCGGGAAACGAAAGUUAUCGAUUUUCAUUAUCCAAACGAGCUGCUCCAGCUCAACAACUGGGAGCUGCAGGACGAGCCGGCCACGCUGGAUGAUAUCUUGAUCAGCUGUCGCGCCACCCUCAAAUACGCCAUCAAAACAGCCCACCCCAGGUACUUCAAUCAGCUCUCCACAGGAUUAGACAUGGUCGGGCUGGCAGCCGAUUGGCUGACAUCCACCGCCAACACCAACAUGUUCACCUAUGAGGUGGCGCCCGUCUUUGUGCUGCUGGAGUACGUCACCCUGAAGAAAAUGAGGGAGAUCAUUGGCUGGCAGGACGGGCGAGGAGAUGGCAUUUUUUCACCUGGUGGUGCUAUUUCCAAUAUGUACGCCAUGUUGCUGGCCCGCUUCAAGAUGUUCCCUGAGGUGAAAGAGAAAGGCAUGUCAUCGGUUCCCAGACUGGUGGCCUUCACAUCAGAACACAGCCAUUUUUCAAUCAAAAAGGGAGCAGCAGCUCUUGGAAUCGGGACUGAAAGCGUGAUCUGCAUCAAGGCAGACGAAUGUGGGAAGAUGAUCCCAGCUGACCUUGAGAGGAGAAUACUGGAGGCGAAACAGAAGGGUUUUGUUCCUUUCUUUGUGAGCGCAACAGCCGGGACGACAGUGUACGGAGCCUUCGACCCUCUCAUCGCCAUCUCUGACGUCUGCAAGAAGUACAACGUCUGGAUGCACGUGGAUGGAGCGUGGGGAGGGAGCCUGCUCAUGUCCAGAAGACACAGGUGGAAGCUGGACGGAGUGGAAAGGCAAGACUGGGCCAACUCUGUGACAUGGAACCCGCACAAAAUGAUGUCCGUCCCCCUGCAGUGUUCGGCCCUGCUGGUCAGAGAGGAGGGUCUGAUGCAGAACUGCAACCAGAUGCACGCCUGCUACCUGUUCCAGCAGGACAAACACUACGACCUGUCCUACGACACCGGGGACAAAGCGCUGCAGUGUGGACGCCACGUGGACAUCUUCAAGCUGUGGCUCAUGUGGCGAGCGAAGGGCACCAUUGGUUUUGAAGCUCAGAUUGACAAGUGUCUGGAGCUGUCAGAGUACCUCUACAACAAGAUCAAAGACAGAGAAGGAUACGAGAUGGUCUUUGAUGGGAAGCCUCAGCACACCAACGUCUGCUUCUGGUACCUCCCCCCUGGGAUCCGCUACAUGGAGGACAAAGAGGAGAGAAAGAAACACUUGCACAAGGUGGCCCCAGUGAUAAAAGCCAGGAUGAUGGAGUACGGAACAACCAUGGUCGGCUACCAACCGCAGGGGGACAAGGUCAACUUCUUCCGCAUGGUGAUCUCAAAUCCAGCAGCUACCUUCGAGGACAUCGACUUUCUUAUCGAGGAGAUCGAGCGGCUCGGCCAUGAUCUAUAAGACUCACCUCUCCAGAUCCUCCUGUGCUUUUCCCCCUUGACGGAUGAAAUGUUUGUCGUGAAUGUACCGGUAAACAUUUGCUUUUUUUCUCUCUUUCCUGCAAAGUCACAUAUUUAAGAGUAUAUUUAAGAAAAAAAAAAGGUAUACCCAUAUAUUCAGUAUUGCAGCUUCGCCAUGGACCGACCUGGUCCACAGAUAUGUAAAAGUGCUUCUGUCCGCUUUUUCUUAUAGUGUAGUAGCUCCCAGAGUAGUGUAAGUGCUGUAACUUUAUAUGUAUUUUUUGUGAUAUGAAAUGCUUGUGCAAUAAGUGGAUUGGGAAGAGUUUAUUUUUGGAUCAUGUCUCAUUUGCCGAGUAUGUUGUUAAGUGCCAAAUGUGGUUGUGUUCUAUUGUAACGUUAACAUUUUAAACUUCCUGGUUUAAAUCUAAAAUAGCACUUCACUUUACCUCAGCGCAAUCAACUGCCUUUACACCUGCACAUAGUACCACAAGCAGCGAUCUUGGACAAAACUUCUCUUACCCGGUGCUGUAACGCAGUGCCCAUCUAUGUUUUAAGACGUAUUGCGACCACUACAGGCCGCAUUACAGCUGAAGAAAUGUGCAAAGAUUUCCACCAAAAACACAGCUUCAUAGGAAAUUCAGAGUUUGUUUACUACCUUGAAUACUUUUUGCUCGUUGUCCGUUCCCGUAGGUUAAAGGCGGCUCAGACUAAACUGUAACGCGCAUUUUAUUUGUCGCUAACUUACUACAUGUGCAUACCAAAUUUCUGGCUGUAUAUUUAGCUUUGCUGAGCGUCCUCUAAGUUUUGUAAUGAUCUGGCUAUGAUCCUUCAGUUUUCGAGGAUAUAUAACCUAGCCUAACCUUUCUCUGACCAUGAAUUAAGACUGUUGAUUACCUCGUUUCAUAGUGAAUACCAAACGGUAACAAUCACAGUCGAUCACUGGGUCUUUUUUAAGUCCAUUGCAUGUACAUUAAAGACCAUCUACAGUUGAACUAACUGACUUGCUGCUUGCCCGGAUUGUACAUAAUAAUUCAACGAAGUACCUUGGAGGGUUCCUGGUGCUCCAAAGCGAAGGUGUUUUUGUCAAGUCAAUUGGUUUUUGGUAUCAGAAGCAUCAAUUAUUUCUAUACCCUGUAGCAGCCAUUGUAUGAUAACUGGAAAGCUUUUCAUAAUCAAAGAAGCAAAGACACUGCAUGUGAUUGUUUAAUUUAGUCACCUGGCAAGUUUUGACCCUCUGAACAAGUCAUCCAAAAGGCUCUUUUAUGUAGCUGCCUUUAUUGGGGAUUUUAGGAUUUCCAUGACUUGGAUAAAUCUACACCAACACAUCCAAUAUGUUCUGAGGUUGGGAAUCUCCAUUUAGAGGCAUCAGUGGGGCUCAUUUUCUAAGCUAAGCAGUAGGCGGCAAUCAUUCUCUGAGGAGGUAGAGGCCAACACGACUGGACAUUGUCAUUAUCAGAAAUUUUUGGGUUUUUUUUCAGGUCAGGGGGAUCAAAUUAACUGGGGCACCCUCCGUAGAUAAUCACCAAUCGGUAUAUUACCCAGAAUCUUGGCCAUUUUCACCUGUUAAUACACAAGACACCUAAUAAGCCUAAACUGAAAUAUUAUAGGAUUAUGACUAAAUGUUCAAAUCUCUAAUCUUUUUCCAAUACUGACGGACAGAGGACGGGCAUUUAGAAACAGGUGUCAUGGCAUUUUUGCUGUUUUCUUUGGUUAUGGGUACUUGAAAUUUGCAGCUAAUGUAUACCAGACAUCACUUGCACUAAAUCGUUUUGGGGUGGAGAAGGAUCCCUUUUCAUUACAACUGAGAUUCCCUCCCCGUUCAUUCACAAGCAAUACCUGAGUAAGGGUCCAAUCUAUAUAUCCUGCAAGACAGCAAAAGAAAAGGUGAAUUCAAAUGCACGUUAGUUAGAGAUAAUCAGAUUUCCAGACUAAGCACACAACAGAUUGCAAAAAAUUGCAUCUAAAACCUGCUUAGUUAGUUUUUGGAAUGUGGACUCCAGCUAAACAAGCAGAGGCUCUGUAGCACUGUCCAUAGAACAAGUUAGAAAAGCACAAUUUGCUCAACAUGGUCGGUCAGUGUACAAUCACUUUUGAUCAUAAAUUGUAAAUAAUAUUUCAAGAUGUCCUAAGUACAUAUCUUUGUGUAUACAUACAUGUAUAUAAGACAUAUAGCCAGAGACUAUUUGUGGGGUAAAGUUAUUCAUAUUUUCUCUAUCUCGGAUAUAGAUUCCCUGUAUUUUCAUCUUGUUAGUCCUAAAGGCUUUUUUCCUGUGUGUAUGUAUGUGUGUAUGUAUGUCAGAUAUUUUGUGAUUCUUCUUGCUAUUUCAAAGAAAACGUGUUUCAGGGACUGGCUUUAAAGAAACUGACAGAUUUCGGCUUGAAACUCUAAAGGGUCUUACUCAGAGACUCGAGAUUCCAGUGUUUGGAUUCUAAAUGAUUAUGCAAAGCCAUUUUUGACUCUGAAGCUCUGUGUUUUUUUUGUGCACAAGUGAUACUUGACAGUAUGUGCCGAUGUGUACCUUAGUGUGUUUGUAACUGUGCUGCCUUAGUAGAGGUUUUCGAUUAUUGUCUAGUUUUCCUCCAAAAGGGGGGGUUGUGCACUUUAGAGUAUACACAUGACCUAAUAACAGUGCAAUGUCCAAUGGUUGUCCAUGAGUCGAUGUCUUAAAGAAAUCUGCUUAAAAAAACAUGUAACUUUAGCUCUUUGGUCUGAAUGUGUCACGAACCAAGGGUCUGUUGGAAACGAAAGAAUUUAAUUCAAGAUAUUUUUUUCCAGUUUGCCGACAUUGUAAAGCUUCUUGUCUCGACAUAGAGUUGUCUAAAGUCUUCGGUGUUCACCGAAUAGAAUUUCUCGUCUUUCCCAAAAACUGAACUGGUGUGCACACUGACACAGACAACAUCCGAUUUACACAGCGACAACGGAAUCUCACUGUGGUAGUCUUGGAAAGCCGGACACUUUGUUUCUCUCGCUGCUGCUGCUAGACUUGCUUCCUUUGCACGUGCAUGCACUGCCUUGCCUAUCCAGCUUGUUUGAUGUACAUUCUCCUAUCUAUCUAUAUACCUUGAUAUAAACAUAUAUAUAUAAAUACAGUACGUGUAGCUCCUGUAAUUAGCGUUAGUGUCCUAUAUAGCUUAGCCUGUAGAUUAGUGCACUGUCGCUCUGGCCUUUACAUGUGAUCUCUGUGUCUUGGGCUUCUUGUAAAGUUUCUCUGUGCUGCAAGCAUGCUAACCUCGCCUUGCAUUGUAAUCCUCUUUGCGCUUGAUCUGACUUUCUCUAUCUUCUGUCUUUCUGCUUGAAGACUGUCGCUGCUCUGAGUGUUAUAAAUAUAAAUAUAUAUAUACCCGUGUGUGUGCGUGCGUGUGUGUGCGUGUGCGUGUGUGUGAGUGUGUGUCGUCCCUACAGCAUGUCUUUCUGAUCGCUCUUCUCUGCUCUGCACCUGUAUUACCUUUUCUCUCUUUCACUUCUGCUUGGCCUUCUGGUAGCAGUGGAGACGUAUCCUGCCGCUUUCCUUUUGACGUGUCCUGGCUGCCCGCUGUUGUUCUGUUUGUGCGUCUGAGACAGAAUGUUAUCUUGUGUCAUGGUGCCGCAGCUUCCCUGUUUGUGGUUUGUUUUACUAGGCCCUCGGCUUUAUGGGACAGAGGAGAGAUUAAAUACUCAAAGAAGGUAAACAGACCCUAGUUUCUUGCUUAGAAUAUAUACUAUUUAUUAAAAAACAAUUGAAUUCCCUGCUGUAGUAUUCAAACUUUAAAUAAAUAUAGUGCAGUUUCAAAUGAUAUAAUCUGUGAACUGCUUCUCAAGCAUUCAUUUGUCCUGAAUCACAUGUUAUUCCUGGGAUGAAAAAGAAAUAAAUAUUGCCAAAACAAA
This is a messenger RNA of Menidia menidia (Atlantic silverside), 6010 nucleotides long. Lineage: Eukaryota; Metazoa; Chordata; Actinopteri; Atheriniformes; Atherinopsidae. The record is from the annotation of a GenBank genome assembly.